Pisolithus orientalis is the source of this 1307-nucleotide messenger RNA. RefSeq lists its product as uncharacterized. The record is from RefSeq and is a predicted model, not a curated record. The coding region runs from base 1 to 1008 and encodes 335 amino acids. NCBI's taxonomy places the organism in Eukaryota, Fungi, Basidiomycota, Agaricomycetes, Boletales, Pisolithaceae. The transcript is spliced from 5 exons.
AUGGCGGCAAGUGACGAAUUGCUCGCCGACGCAGAAGGCUCAACAGCGAGCGUCGUCCUGGGUAAAAAUAACGGCGUGAAUCGCGCAGAGAUACGAAGAAUUGGGAGCGCUCUGCCCUUCCCCAGUUCCCUCGUCCUUGGCGUCCCCCAUCGAGCCCACGUCCUUAAUACAAAUGGUCGGCGCAAGCCGCAUCUCCUCACCCCCAGAGCGAGUAACAAUUAUAUCCUGUCGGUUGCUCUCGCCGUCGAAGUUACUCUUUCUGCGUCUAUCUCCACGCCACGGCUCCGCAAUCCCAAUCUUCCCCUACCUUCCAGACAAGCUAACGCAUCCAUUCUACCCCGCAUUCUGGCCGAUGAGGUGAUGCUCUCUGAGCACGCAGGCAAAGACGCGCGAAAAGCGGUGGCGAGAGCAACGACGAAUCGUACUCGACAAGAGGGACUGAGUGGGAUGUGCGGCGAUGCGAAGAUCGGGGCGGAUGAGGUAUUGAGACAAGAUGUAGAGGACGCAAGCGAGAGAUACGGAUGCAAUAGCUGCACCAGUCCAGGGCGUGAUGGGCUCGGAGGUGCCGUCCUCCUUCCCUUCUGCAUUGGCAAGGGGGAAGGACUCGGCGAAGGAGAAGGUGGUUGCGACUCUGCACUUGGAGGGUUGUUGGGUAGUAAAGUCAUACCUGCUGAUGAGGACCCUACCGGAGGGUCUGGGAGUGCCGUCGAUGGCACCGGCUUCGGGGAGGGUAUAUUUCGCAAGACUUUCGUGAAGGUACGGCAACACGAGUAUGCAACAUGGAUCAUGAGGACGUACAAAUCACCGUUCAGCUCUGAGGUUCAGAACGUCCAGCUGGUCGAUCGUGACAACGUGGAAGUUGUCCGCUUGUUAGAAAGCUGCUUGCGAGAUUCGAAAUACAAAAAUGACUUCAACUCGAGUCCGCAGUGUAAAGUGACAGGCAGAUGGCUCGUCGUCGAUAUCGUCGAGGGUACAGUGUUUGGGGAUGUAUGCAAGAGAUCCAAGUGAAAAAAGGAGAGUAGCCAGAGGGCAGGCACCGGUGGACAUUGCAUAGCGAGUGCCUCUUGAAAGGAAGAGAAGCUGAGGGACUGGACCCCAUUCAAGACGGAACAAGACACCGAAGCUUCAUCAUUAAACCCCACGCUCCACGUACCAGAAUUAACGACAGGCGUUGGUCCCAUUAGCCCGUGAUGGAUGAAGUUGGUCAAGCAGAGCUGCCGAGGGCCAGAGAAUCCAGAUUGAAGAGCGGUCACGUGGCAUGGCGACGGAGGCUCCGUACCGGCUAUUCCGGGCUGAGCUGCCCUCCC